Molecule: messenger RNA, 1447 nt
Organism: Callorhinchus milii (elephant shark)
Lineage: Eukaryota; Metazoa; Chordata; Chondrichthyes; Chimaeriformes; Callorhinchidae
Gene: ankrd49
Product: ankyrin repeat domain 49
Exons: 3
Coding region: 111-860 (249 amino acids)
Molecular function (GO): protein binding
Source: RefSeq, a predicted model, not a curated record
ACCGCCUCCAACUGACAGCAAAUCCUGAGCCCUCACACCGCGUGAGUCUGUCUGUACACUGAAGGAAGAUGUAUGAAUAAGAGAAGAAUAAUGCCAAAGUAAAAAAGAAAAUGUCAUUUGUUACACAUUCAGAAGAAAAUAACCCGACUUUUCCUAAAGUAAUCGAGAGCCCUGAAGGCAGGACUGAACUGAUGCAAGACCUUCCAGAUUACUUUAACCAGCUUGAAUUGUUAGAGACACACAGACAUCUGAUCCCAAUGGGAACUCAGAACAUGUGGCCAGGAGAAUCCGACGAAGAGGAAGAUGAGACUGAAAAUGAGGAAUGUUUGAAAAGUAAAGAGAAAGAAUUGGAGAACGAUCCAGCAAAUCUAUUACUCUGGGCUUCUGAAAAAAAUCGGAUUCCGAUACUAAGAAGACUUCUCUCUGAACAUCCAACACUAGUUAACAUCAAGGAUGAAGACCAAUAUACACCACUUCACAGGGCUGCCUACAGUGGUCACUUGGAGGCUGCUCGUGAGCUGAUAAGCCAUGAAGCAGAUAUCACUGCUCGUACUGUAGAUGGCUGGACACCUUUACACAGUGCUUGCAACUGGAGCAAUACUGAAGUGGCUUCUUUCCUACUACAGCACGGAGCAGACAUCAAUGCUCAGACCAACGGCAUGCAGACAUCAUUGCAUCUUGCUUCAGGAAAUAAAGCCACCAAAGCAACCAUUGAAUUGCUGUUGAUGAAUCGUUACAUCAAUCCAAAUCUAAGAAAUAACUUAGGUGAGACCCCAUACGAUGUUGCUCGGAGAACCAACCCUUACUAUUACCUCUUUGAAAUUACAGAAAACUGCACAAAUUCUGUACUUGAUUCCUGAUGCAAUGUAUUGUACCACCUAUAUCCAAUGUUCUAAGCAUUCACAUAAAGGAAAUUUUCAGUUUGUUUAUGAAUAUUUGAAAAAAAAUAACCUGGUUCAGGAAUUUAGGAUGUAUCCUGGAAAAAAAUCCUUUUUUUAAAAAAGUGAUAUGUUUCAAGAAGCAUUGGUAACCAGAAGAGCAGCUAAUACUGUGUCACAAAGGAACAACCAAAUGAAUCUACAUUGUUCAAGACCUUUAGUCAGGCAUUUGGGAAAAAUAAUUAAAAACAGACAUUUCUGAUUGUCUGCUGCUUUCGCUAAUUUGAUGUGGACAGGCUAAGAAAAACACAGCCUAUAUUUUCUUAUAUCUAUAAGUAUUACCUCAUUUCCAAGAUAUCACAUCAUGCAGGGACAGAGUUAUAGUAGCAGUAAAAUGGCUGGUGUGGGAUGCAGAAAGUAUUCACACUGGUUAACUUCUCUAGUUGCAAUGGUGAAUGACAGUGGAAGGACCUGCAUCUAGUUAACAUCCUUCUGACCUGUGCCUUUGGUGUUAACACAGGUUUUGAAAGAUGGAACAACAACAACAGCAACAACAAGAUUCCAUUUAU